AUGGACAAUGCCGAGGUCCAAAUCAUCUACGACCAGAUGCGUGAGUAUAGUCAGCAAGAGACAGUGAUUGGUCUGAAUAGGACGAUUCCCUUCAAACAGGGCCUCAGACCACAGAAGUCCCGCCGGCUCUGCGGUCAAUGUUCGAAACAUCAGGCCACUAGGAUGACGAAUAUGGCAGGUGAGAUACCAUACACUGCAUGGUUGUGUCGUACGUGUUUUGAAUACCAGGCGAGGACCGGAGACGCACCCCCGGAGAGCGUUUACAAUGACCCCUUGCGCAGGAAUAUUGUCUUCGUAUACCGUCCGAAGAAGCUUGUUGAGAAUCCCCGGUUUAACCGGAACAAGGUGGAGUUGGUAUGUAGCCUCUGUGAAAACACCGUAUCGCGGGGCUGGCACAAACAUCCGAGCGAUACUACCAAGACAAUUUGCGACACCUGCUAUAAGGAGGCUCAUAAGCAGAGUACGGUCAUUAUGAGACACUUGAACAUUGCCACAAGAAAGGCGGCCUGCAAAGAGAUCGAUGGUCUCGCAUUAACGGAGACGUUGACACCAAAGGGGUUGGUUCCCAAGGAUCCCAAGAAGAGGAUCUGUGGAAGCUGUGGCCGUGUCAACCACACCAAUGGCUUUUUGACUCACCCAGAACAUGGCCUUAUAUGCAACACAUGUCUUAUCAGGGAGCGUAACGACAAGGUCCGUGGGACAAAAACUGUGCAACGAUCCCAGAAGUCACUGGAAAAGCAAAAAGACAGUACCGAGUGCUUUCACUGCAAGAAGCAGUUUUCGAAGACCGUUCGGAAGUCCUGGUGGAAAGGACUAGAAGAGUUCUUAUGCAAAAGCUGUCAUGACUCGGUUCGAUUGCGCCGACGGCUGCCAGUAUUGCCAGAACAGAUUCGAGACUUGAUCGUCGAGUGCGAUGGGUGCAAAACCAAAUAUAGUCGAAGCUGGCACAUCAGGGAUGUCGAUAACAAAGGCAGUCUAUAUUGUGCUCCGUGCUAUAUCUGUGUCCGCGUCAACAAAACGCCAAGUGCACAGCGUCGAUGCGAGUCCAACGAAGGCCCGGAAUCAAAAACGUAUUAUGAGGCCGUCUGCAGCGGCGAUAAUCACCCUGUGGGUGACAAUCAGACGGUCGGUGCCAAUCAGACUGUCGGUGAAAGCGAGGGAGACUGA
Aspergillus steynii IBT 23096 is the source of this 1167-nucleotide messenger RNA. RefSeq lists its product as uncharacterized. Bases 1 to 1167 code for a protein of 388 amino acids. The record is from RefSeq and is a predicted model, not a curated record. The transcript is spliced from 3 exons. NCBI's taxonomy places the organism in Eukaryota, Fungi, Ascomycota, Eurotiomycetes, Eurotiales, Aspergillaceae.